Messenger RNA from Eriocheir sinensis (Chinese mitten crab), 3644 nucleotides. RefSeq names its product tropomodulin-like (gene tmod). Gene Ontology annotation, molecular function: tropomyosin binding. Bases 381 to 1748 code for a protein of 455 amino acids. Lineage: Eukaryota; Metazoa; Arthropoda; Malacostraca; Decapoda; Varunidae. Gene Ontology annotation, cellular component: myofibril. The transcript has 11 exons. Gene Ontology annotation, biological process: myofibril assembly; pointed-end actin filament capping. The record is from RefSeq and is a predicted model, not a curated record.
GGAAAGUGGGUGGGAGUCAGGAAAUUUUGUGUGCUUCAUUCCCUUCCCGGAGAGCCGAGUGACGGGAACACCGCGCGAUAUUUUGACGUUUUGGCUUUGAGAAGUUGCCUCCUAACGCGCCCCAGGUGAAGUCCCGUAACGAGCUGCUCUCUAUAAAGUCCCCGUGGCUUUAGAGGGACAGAGAGUGAACUGAAAGCAUCAUAAAGAGUUUCCUCCUCCAUAAAGUCCAUCGAGGCUUUAGAGGAACCUUGAGAGUGAACUGAAAGCCUUAUUAUUCUCUCCUCUGCAAAGUCCAUCAAGGUAUUAGAGGAACGAGUGAACUGAAAGCCUCACAAGGGUCUAUUCUCCUCUGUUAAGUCCAUAAGUAAAGUCCAACCACAAUGGAGUUGGAGAUCACGCAAAGAACGGUGUCCCACAAGGUGACGAAGGUGACCCGCAAUGAGGAGUUCUACAAGGCUAGCAAGCCACACGAGAUGGCCACUACCAAGCUCUUCGGCAAGGACCUCAGUCAGUAUGAGGAACUUGACAUCGAUGACAUCCUGGAGCAACUGUCGCCCGAAGAGCUGGAGAUGCUGGCGGGCGAGGUGGAUCCUGACGACUCCUUGAUCCCACCAAGUGAACGCAACAGUUACAAGUGCAGCAAGGAGGCGACGGGACCCCUCGACCGCAAGAAGCUGAUUGACCACAUCAACGAUCAAGCCAUCAAUGAACCCGACAGACCUGACCUCGUCCCCUAUGUUGCCGGCACUGUCAGGGGCAAGAAGUGGGUGCCGCCGCCGCCCCCGGAGCCCCAGGAGGAUGACGAUGCCGUGGCUCAGGAGGUGGAGGUGGACCUUGACGAAGAGUUUGCGUCCGUCCUCAACACAGCCACUGAGGACGAGAUUGUCGACCUCGCAGCCAUCCUGGGUUUCCACUCCAUGAUGAACCAGGAACAGUACCACGCGUCGCUGCUCAACAAGGGCCGGCCGCUGGGCGUGGGCUGGGGCGGCAUCACCAAGGCCACCAAGUUCAAGGCUCUGCCUGUUGAGCCACCCAAUGAUACAGACGUUGAGGAUAGUAUCAAGAAAGUCAAGGAUGACGACUCCAACUGCAAGGACCUCAACUUUAACAACAUCAGGAACAUCUCUGACGAACAGCUGAAGCGCCUCUUUGAAGCUCUGGAGAGCAACACAAAGCUGGAGAGUUUAAGUAUGGCUAAUGUUGCCCUCUCGGACAGACACCUCGAUCCACUUUGCAAUGCCCUCUCCCAAAACAACGCACUCAGGACACUAAAUCUAGAGACCAACAACAUCAGUCCAGCCGGUAUUGUUCGCAUCAUGGAGUCCCUCUUGAAAACACACUGCGUUGAAGAGGUCCGCCUUGCAAACCAGAGAGCAAGUGUCCUGGGCAACAAGAUAGAGAUGCAGCUCACAGAGAUCAUUGAACAGAACCCGUCUGUGCUGCGUGUCGGCAUCCACUUUGAGUUCAACGACGCUCGCAACCGUGUCUCCAAACACCUCCAGAAGAACCUUGACACUUUCCGCGUUGGUGUCAGGGUGCGCAGAGCCUCGCGCAAGGUGGCCACAGAGGGUGCCAGCCUUAGCUUCGUACUCCCCUCCACAGCCUCCCCCCCUGCCUCCCCCCUGCCCUACUCCCCCUACCCCCAGGAUAAGCCUCACGCACCCCCAGCAUUUAAUGGGGGGGGGCAGCGUGGGCAGGAGCAGGAUUAUGAGGAUGAUGAGGAGGACUUUGAUAGUAAUGAGGAAUGAAGUUCGUGAGGUGCGUAUGGGUCUUAAAAGCAGGAACUGUGCCGUCGGCUUCCCGCUCCUCCCUGCUUUCAUGCGUCUCCCCAGAGACGACAUCGAUGAUGAGUAAUAGCUGGCCUGGAUGACCGUUGCAUGAUGCCAUCGCAUUCUGCAAACAUAACACGCCAAUCAGUGUUCAGCAUUAAGCUAGCAGUUCUUUAGAUUUUUUAUAUGAAGUUUGUUUUUCAUGUUCUUUUAGAUUUUAAUUGUUGAAUUUGUCGCCCUCACUCAAGACUGGAAAUGGUUAUGUGCUCGGAGACAUUUGCCUCAACCAUUUGCACCUUGCUGAGUACAAUUGGAAAAUAUAACAAGAAAAAAGUACUUUGUAAACAGCUGAACAAAAUUGGAUUGAGCUUAUACCUAUGUUGUAAAAGGUUGUAGAAAUUUUGUCAUCUGUAUAAGGUUUGUGCCUUAGUGCACUGCGAUGGUAACCUGCAGCCCUGGCCAGCAUGGGCGAGUGAGUGAGUGUGUUUCCCUCCACCUGCACGCACCCGUCACCGAGCCGGAAGCUGACCCAGCCACCAAAGAAUGAUAGGUUUGUGAGCCGCUGGGGUUGUAUCACCCUCCAUGGAGGAGUCUCUGUAGCACGAUAGGUUUUAUGUUUAAUUUAUUACUGUUUGAGCAUAAUUUCCUUGCUCAAGUGAAUGAGAGUUGUGUAGCAAACUGUUUGGAUCACUGCAUGAAGAGAACAUGUAGUAAUUAAUGAUACUCUUAUUUCUGCUAAAAUGAUUUGCAAAAUGAAUAUCACUCAGAGUAUUGAACCUAAAUAAGAGGUCCAUUCAUGCCUGUAAAUUAAUUAGUUAAUGUAAGACUGAAUGCAAGACUUGUUAGGCUACACACAAUACACUUUGGGACCUCACGGCACAUCACUAGUUGGUGAAGCUCACCAGUCUCAUGGAAACCCAACAUGUAUGCAAGUUACACUAACUAUAAAUGGACGGAGUAACCUACUCAUCAUAACUUGAAAAAUCAUUGAACACAAGACAGCUCAAACCUAUAUUCAUUCUUACUUUAUAAAAAUUAUUAGGUCAAGUGAUGCAAUACUCCCACAACCACUGCCAGCAAUGCUGACAACCUGACACUGUCCACGUGGCUGAGAGCCCCAAGGAAGAUAGCAGCAUUGCAUUACAGUUCAGGAAUGACAGUGUGGUAGUGCUACUUGUCCUCUCACAUGUCAAGUCCCAGUCCUGACUGGAAAGAAACAAAAAAUAACACAAAGCUCACACAAAGUGUCAUUUGGUCAGCAGGGCACUGCUGUGCUACAGGAUUAAGUGUGCUUAAUCUGUGUUGCCUGUGAAAGAGCCUCUGUAGACUGUUAUUCCUUAAGACAAUUCAUGUUACAUCAAAAUUAACCACUUAAUACAGAGAAGACUCCCUGACCUGCAACAGUCACACAGGCUCCCUCACAGGCAACUUUUCUAACACAUUCUGUGAUAGGGAAUGUAGUACUCCUGUAUGGUAAUUUUUUAUGCUACUGUGCUCAUUAUGAAUGAGUUUUGUAACAAAGUACGUAUCAUGUUUACUUUAUCACAAGCAUUUUAGAAAAGACUGUUUAGCAGCAGUAUGUACAAAUAUUUAGUCCUUGUCUUUUAUUAUGCAUUUCUCACAGCUUGGCUUUUAAUGGAAAUUUUAGACUAUUUCAAAUUAUCUAGGAUUCAAAUGUUACUGUUAAGAAUUUACUGGACAUCUAUGGCAAGGGAACUUUGUUCAUCAUCAUUCAGCUUCUUGAGUUGGUUCCCAGUUAUAAAAGAAAUGAAAUCUAACUACUUGUAUGAUUCUGAUGUUUAUAUGGUAGAGAUGUACAUAGGUAUUCAGUAAAGUUUUCUUUCCAUAGAAUAUAUGCAUCUCUUUCCCACUGAA